GUUGUGCUAAGAGGUCCAGCACUUGAAGCAAAAGGAUACCUGGCUGGAGGAGCCAGGAUGAAAACCUCUCCCCUGCAUCCUGGGCUCCUGUUCAGACCGUCAGACUUUCCCAAGAGGCCUUCUGUGCUGGUCUGUACAGUGCCUGGAGGUGCUGGCCAAGGCAAGGGCUCUUCUGAGCAGUGCCUACUUUGCAAAACAUGCCCAGAUACAGGAGAGCAGCAUCACGCUGCCUGUGCCUUCGCUGGUCUCUGGAACUGUGUCACCAUCAACCCCCUGAACAUCGCAGCUGGCGUGUGCAUGAUGCUCAACGCCUUCGUCCUGUUCCUGUGUGAAGCCCCCUUUUGCUGCCAGUUUAUCGAGUUCGCGAACGCCGUCUCUGCAAGGGCAGACAAGCUGCGACCAUGGCAGAAAGCUGCUUUCUACUGCGGGAUGGCUGUGUUCCCUGUCAUGCUCAGCCUGACGCUCACCACGCUCUUUGGAAAUGCCAUUGCGUUUGCCACCGGGGUGCUUUAUGGCCUGUCGGCGCUCGGCAAGAAGGGGGAUGCUAUUUCCUACGCUCGGAUCCACCAGCAGCAGAAGCAGAUGGAUGAAGAGAAGCUCACAGGGGCCCUGGAGGGACAGGGUCUCUGAAACACGCGAGCUCAGGGUAAUCUCUCCUGGACACUGAGAUGGUGAAGCUGUGCAAAUCUACUGCCCUUCCCUCUGCCCACUCCCCUCUCUGCAACGCAACAAUUUUCCUGGACACUGCAGCGACUGGAAAUCUCAGGGGCUGGGGCAGGCUGUGCCCUGUUCUCACACCAGCAUCCAGACUUCAGUGUGUUGGCCCCUUUCUCCUCCUCAGCCAGAUAUCUCACAGUUCCCUAUUCUUUAGGUUUUUGUGGUUUGUUGUUUGUCUUGUGGGGUGGUGGUGGUGUUUCUUCUUUUCUGCAGAGGUGUUGGCUUUUGAGUGCUGUUACCAGCCUGAACAGGUAGCCUUUCUUUGAAGUGAUGCCUACAAGCAAGGAUGCCUACAAGUUCCUUUUGGAGCUGCUCUCUGCAUGGGGUGAGGAGGGACAGAGCUGACAUACCAUCUCCUUGCCUGCACUGGUCUCAUGGGAGUCAGGGAGCUGCUGGCUUCACGCUGGGGGUGACCUGCGUUGCACGUUACAUGUUUAUGUUAACACUCCCUGGUGUGGUCCUUCCCAGGUAUAACACAUGAACCCAGGGUUUGGCGAUGCACAGUGAUGCUUAAGCUUGGUCUUCUUCCAUUGAGUAUGGUCCAGUUAGGGCAGGCAUGGGAAAGGACUUUCAGCAAAAAACCAUGCAAAGACCAGAACCAUCCCUGCAGAGGAGUUGCCAGAGUUGCUGGGGCAGAUCCUGGUACCUACAAAGCACAGUCCCUGCUUCCUCUGCGUAGAGCUGGAGACACUUACUGCAAUUUACUUGAAUUACAACUUUUAAUUACUUUGUCUUAAUAAGGGUGCUUUUCUUAAGCUUCACUCUUUUCCUAGGGAAGAAGGUGAAUAAGGUUUGCUUUACCUCAGCUGGGAAAGGGUAUGAUUGCUUGAGCCAAGAGGGGUUUUUUGUUGGUGUUAAGGAGCAACCUUCUCUUGUAAGCCUGAAACUCUGCUCCGUUAUCUCUCACUCUCUUCUCCUGCUCCUGUGACCCAUCCUUCCCCACAAGGGACCUGCUUUUUGCUUAUAUUUGAUGUUGUCUUUGCUUUGGGUUCAUGUUCUUUCUGUAUCAAUCGUGCUGUUUUUGUAUGGGAAGGUAGCAUACCCUUCCUUUGCAAAUACAAAGUCUGCACCAUUAUCAGUUUAGAUAGCUGGGAUGUCUUGCUUCUUUAUUCCAGGUCCAUCAGUGCUUUUCACAUCCUGUUUUCUGUUUGCUUUGUAACAUGCAGAACAAAACUGCUCACAAAGCUCAGAUCCCCCUCUUCUUCUUAUGGUUUCUUCUGUGGAGGUUAAUUUUUUUUUUUUCACAUGAUUACUUUUUGUUGUCAUUAGGAAAAGGGGGAAUAAUUUAGUUCUGUUUAUUUAAGUAUUUUGCUGAGAGUCAUUCUCUUUGGACAUGGGAGGAAGGAGUGCUCCGUUUCCUGUCCUUCAAAGGACUGUCUCAUCCCACUGGGGGGGUCUCUGAACCCUGAGCCCUGGCUGCUGUGGCUGGGAUGCUGUAACUGUAGAAUCCUAUUUCAGCCUUCAGAGCAUUUCUCAGAUUUCUAAAAAGUGUGUUGUCUUUUGACCCCUUUUGUUUUCUUCUGGGCCACUGGCUUGGCAAAGUUUGGUUUCCCGCUCUCCUGGGAGAGAGAAGGGAGGAACACUGGGCUGUAACUGCUGGGCUGGAGGUUGGUAAUUGCUUGGCAGCCGUGGCAGGUAGCAGCUAUGGUGAGCAGUGGCGGUGGGGACUGCAGCCUGUUCUUCAUCCUCUGCCCUGGGAGCAGAGCUCCUGCUGCCACCAACACUCUGUGGUCCCAUUUGAAUCCCUGGGGUACCAGUGUGGUUGUGCUGGAAAUGUGUGGAAAUGCUAUUGGAGGCUGACUGCUGUCUGUCAGAUGGGUCUGUCCACCAACCACUCUGCAGCUUCGGAGCGGUAUUGUGUUGAAAAGUAUCCAUAUUACAUGUCCUUCCUCUGGGUAUGGUGUGUGUUCACAUCAGGGGAACACCAGCACAUCCCUGGCAGGGCCUGGAGAGGUGGCUGGGUAUGGAAGUAGCCUGUGCAUUGCAGCAGGAACAAAGCGGUCCCUGGAGAUUGCCGGGCUAAGCUGCCAGCUAAUGAUAGCCCUUGUUUCUUCCUUGGAGUUCAGGGAGGUGUGAGGAUUUACACCAGUCAGGAACAUGGCUUGCGUUUAUUUACACACAUGGGCGCCUGCAGCUGGAUGCUGGGUAACCAGUUUGUGCUAAGCCCCUUUCCCCCCGGCUUCUGAACCAUAGUUGCUCUGGCACCAGCUUGUCUGGGAUGCAGAGUAGGCACCGCUAGCGCAGAUGCAGCUUGUUUCAAUGAAAGCUGUGCCAUUUCAGAGCCCCAAGUUCUGGGCUGAUCCCUGCUGCUGCACGCAACACACGGGCCACUGUUAGGGAGCACAGCCUCCCACCUGGGUCAUGCUGCCUGCAGCAAUGGGGUGCUGCAGGGGAAAUACAUGGCAGCCCGUGGGGUACCUUAGUGGUAACAGCCUUUCUGCUCUUGGAGCUCUUUUCCAUGUACAGAACCUUUACUGGCUGGUUUGAGUGCUGAGUCCUGCCUAGCAAACAAGACAUCUGCUGUUAUUUCAGGGGGGUUUGGGGACUUAAGUAGUGCUUAGUAGAGGAAUGUUGCAUACUGAUGCACGUAGCUACGAGCAUGUCUUUGGUAGUAACUGCUUUGUGAGUAGUUCCACAGUAGCUUUAGUGACAGGAGGUGAAAAGCAAAGCAGAGGUGAUAGAGAAACAUUUUCAGCCUGGUCUCCAUCUGCGGUGAUGAACAACAGAGCUUGUAGGACCCUCGCUGGCUUCAUCUGAUUGUCCUCAUGCCGCAGACCAGUAGCAGUCCCUGUUGCAGGCAGGUGCUGCUCUAGGUCACUUGGAGGGCUCGUGAGAAGAGUUGUUGUGACAGUUAGUGAUGGUCUGACCUCCGUGUGGACAAGACAUUUUUUGUGGAGAUAGAAGGGACCUUUAGAGUAGUAGCAUCACAGUAGUUAUAUGCCUAUUCACAGUGCAUGGUGGUUAUUAAUUUUGUUUAGAGACACCAUUGGUGUGCUUGGAGCUGUGUAAGGAUAAAUGAAGUUAAAAGCCUGCUCUAGAGAUAGAUUUUACAGGUUCAACCCAAUUCCUGCUGAUGGCAUCCAGGCUAGUGGGCUCUAUGGAAGAGGUUCUGCUUGCCAGGUCUUGGAAGGGCCUCUGGGGUAUGAUGGGGCAGAAGUUUUGUUACUUGAGAACUCAAGAGCGGGUGAUGCAUUGACCGUAGUGAGUUGUUGAUACCAAGUGUGGAAAGACACUGGCAGCACAUGUGCACUUGGCAACGGACUGUUACACCGUUCACCGUGAGCUGUGCACUUCUUACCCAGGUAAGAGCUGCAACUCUUCCAUGUCCCAUUCAGUCAUGAAGUUGACAGCACUCGUGCAUGUUAACUCCGCUAUUUCCUGGGGCUGUCUGUUGGGCCUGAAGAGUAGAAGCUCACCUUCUGCUGUGUGCCAGGACCUCACUGCUCUGGGCAGGAGCUGAUUUUGUAACACCAAUUGAUUCUCUGUGUGUGCAGUGAAUAAAAAGACCAUUCUACCUCUGGAAAGAGCCACUGUGAUUUCUCAGACUAUAAAAACUGUAGCGAAACUGCUCAGACUUUCUAUACUGAAGAAAGGAGUCACUCAGAAAAUACUUCUCCAAUGAGGUUCUCACAGAACAUGAAGAGUCCAACCUCAUUUCAUAUUUGGGCACUUCCUCCUUAGGCCAAGCCCUGGGAAGCUCAGUUAAUCUUUGUCAUUUUUUUAACUUAGGAAAAAAACCCCAUCCACUGUCUUCAGGGAAGGCUUUCAUUGGAGUGAAGAUAUCAAGACCUAGUCCAUAGCCAUGUGAGCAAGAGAACACUUUAGCACAGGGCUACCAUAGAUCCUGAUCUUCAGAGGGUCAGUGGAAAGCAGAGGCUCUUCAGACCUCUCAUAAUCAGACCAUGCUUAGAAACAUCAUAUUCCAGCCAGGACUGAACUUUCUGGAAAUGGGUCUCAGCAGCAAAGGUUGGGUCUAAUGCUGAAUUUUCUUUGUGGGUUUGAUUUUGGCCCAUCUGUUCCUCUCUCCUAGGCUGCUUUAAAUCAAUGCUCUGAUGAAGCAUAUCUUCAGGGAUUUCUCUCAUCUCCUGCUGUAGGGCUUCUAAAUAGUAGCUAGCAUAUCUUGAGAUCUGGUUCAAAUCCAUGCUGUUACCCUGUGCUUCCUUGUCACAGUGGGCUGAAUGUUCUGGGAGUGAGAGGACACAAGCUUCUCCACCAACUCUCAGGGUGCCAAGUGCAUUUCAGGAGGUUGAACAAAUGCUUGGGCAAAUCACCUCCCAGUUCAGCCUCUGUUGUUCUGCCCUUUUGGGAGAAGUUGUAUGUGAUACUCAGCAAGGCCAUUUGCUCCUUCCAUAACCACCUACUGCAGCUGUGUUUUACCUGGGGUUAGGCUCUAAAUAAAUUUUAAUGUCCUUAGUCCUGCAGGACACACAGGAAAAAGGGAUAAGACAAUUUGCUACUAUGCAGUUGAAAUCUUAAAAUGAGGUGGAGGCUUCACACACAACUGUGAUGGGAGGCACAUCCACCUUUCUUUAUGGAUGAGUAAAACCCUGUGGUGGGAAGCACCCACCCCAGUACAAAGUAUUGUCAGAACCCACCAUGUCUUUCCUACAGUGAAUCACUUGCACUACAGCUGAAUGUGUGUCUGUUCCUGUUCUUUGUUUUUGUCUUGGAUCUUCUUUGUGAACUGUAUUCGGUCUUGUUUUUUAGGCUUCUAGUGUAAUGCGUGUUUUUAGAGCAAUAAAAUGUGGCAGCUUUUAAUACAAAA
Messenger RNA from Pezoporus occidentalis (night parrot), 5482 nucleotides. RefSeq names its product calcium channel flower domain containing 1 (gene CACFD1). The record is from RefSeq and is a predicted model, not a curated record. Lineage: Eukaryota; Metazoa; Chordata; Aves; Psittaciformes; Psittacidae. Gene Ontology annotation, cellular component: membrane. The transcript is spliced from 5 exons. Gene Ontology annotation, biological process: vesicle-mediated transport. Bases 58 to 630 code for a protein of 190 amino acids.